Molecule: messenger RNA, 732 nt
Organism: Eimeria mitis
Lineage: Eukaryota; Apicomplexa; Conoidasida; Eucoccidiorida; Eimeriidae
Product: RNA-binding protein, putative
Exons: 3
Coding region: 1-732 (243 amino acids)
Source: RefSeq, a predicted model, not a curated record
AUGUCCGCUGUGGUCAUGAGGAGAUGGCGCACAUGCUGCUCUCCUCUUCUCGCAAGUCUACGUUCUCGAUUUCCCCUGGUUGUGGGACCCCAGCAGCGGCUGUUCACUACAGCUGCUGCCCCAGGGGAGGCGACCCCUUCGGCAGCAGGCGCUGCUGCUGAUGCAUUCCCAUUCCUACAAAAGCAAACAGCGGCAGAGGCUGCUCAGCCUGUGAGCUUCGGCUCUCUCGCCGCUUCUAUGGCCAGCGCGUCUGCAGGGAGGGUUCGGGUAAUCAGGGAUAUGGAUGCAUUCGAGGCUGAGGUGUACAAACAGCCGCCAACUCCCGGCUCUCUCGCCGCUUCUAUGGCCAGCGCGUCUGCAGGGAGGGUUCGGGUAAUCAGGGAUAUGGAUGCGUUCGAGGCUGAGGUGUACAAACAGCCGCCAACUCCUCUCGCUAUCUUUUUCGCCGCAACUUUCAACACGCACAACAAAACACUUCUUGAACAGUUCAUCACCCUCGCCAACUCGUCUAAUCCCAAAGCCCAGUUCCUCAUAGUCGAUGUCGAUGAAGUGCCCCGAGCUGCUUAUCACUGUGGGCCUACCCAGUUGAUUGGGGAGUUCCGUACCGCGUUGGACGAAUGCCUCAACGCAGUGCAGCAGAAGGAGCCGCCGCAGCAGCGGGUGGAGUGGUAUACCCACAGCAUUCCUGUAGACAAUUUGAAUGUCUACCGCGUCAACUGGCCCACGGCUUGA